Messenger RNA from Dibothriocephalus latus, 336 nucleotides. The record is from the annotation of a GenBank genome assembly. NCBI's taxonomy places the organism in Eukaryota, Metazoa, Platyhelminthes, Cestoda, Diphyllobothriidea, Diphyllobothriidae.
AUGUUUCAUGGAGGCAGCAAUUUCGGUUUCUGGAACGGUGGCCCCAGUGCCUCUAACGCGGCCAUUAUCACAAGCUACGACUACGACGCGCCUAUUUCUGAAGCAGGUGACCUGACGCCGAAAUACAUGAAGAUUCGGGAACUACUUUUUAAGGUUUUUCUUGCUGUCUAUCUACCUUUUGCGGAAAGAAACACCGCCCCCGCUUCCGACAAAUAUAACGAAAAAGGCCUAUGGAACGGUUUCGGUCAAACCGGCAAUGCGACAGUAAUUGGUGAUUUGGCAGUUAUGAAGGAGGAGAAUGCCGAUCAACUUCCAUUUCCUGGCAGCGAGACGUAA